This is a messenger RNA of Prorocentrum cordatum, 744 nucleotides long. NCBI's taxonomy places the organism in Eukaryota, Dinophyceae, Prorocentrales, Prorocentraceae. The record is from the annotation of a GenBank genome assembly.
AGCCAUUUUGGCUCAAGCCGUUUGUUCGCCCGAGCCGUCGUGGCUCCGUUGGCCGCCCCUGGGGUGCCUUUUCGCUCCCCCCCCGCCUCUCCGCAGAAAGACCGCCCACGCCUGAGCGAUGUCGGCAGGCGUGCCCAUGGAGCCCCAGCAGGAGAUGAUGUACGCGGCGCCCGCGGAGCCGCAGCGCAUGAACAUCUCGCCGGAGAUGUUCCAGAAGCUCAUGGCCGGGCAUCCCGUGACUGAGGAGGAGAUCCACGCGGACGCCGCGGCCAUGGGCGGGGCGGCGGCGCCCGUCGUGGAGGCGGCCACGGCGGCGGUCGACGCCGCCGCCGACGCGGUGGGCGCGAAGAAGAAGUCCAAGAAGGAGAAGAAGAGCAAGGACGGGAGCAAGAAGGUCAAGACCAAGUCCGGGAAGAAGAAGGGCUGCUGCUGAGCGCCGGCGGUGACCGUUUGCCCCGCGGGGGCUUUUGAUUUAUCGCCUCCGUUGCCCGACGCUGUCGUUUGCCGCCCCAACUGUACGCGCUCCACCCAGGAGCCAAAGCGUCUGCCAAAGAGCUGAAGGGAGCAGCGGGAGCUGCAGGGCGACGGCGAGCCCCGAGCCGUUCCAGGGCCCGAGGGGGCCCCCGGGCGGCUCUGGGGCCGAGAUCGCGCCGCAGGCCGUCCGCGCGUGCCGUGCGUAAAAGAACUGGCAGCUAUGGCCAGCGUAACCAAAAAAAUCCAGUGCCAUGCCACGGCAUGGUUUCG